UUUGUACAUUACUAUACUUUUAUGAUUUUAGAGCAGCAGCAUGUGAACAGGACUUUUAUUUUGGUCUCCCGGUAUGACGUCACACAGCCGCGUCGUGCUCCUGCAUCUGUUGUGAUUCGGCUGAAGAAAGAAAAACUCCUGGUGAAGCGACUGAGAUCCACGUGACACACUAUUAUAAAGAUGGCGUUUAUUAAAGUGGAGAGUGAAGACAUGAAGAUUGAAGAAACAUUCAGAGUGAAACAUGAAGAUACUGAGGAACAAACAAAGAUGACAUUUAUGAAAGAGGAGAGUGAAAACAUGAGGAUUGAAGAAACAUUCAGAGUGAAACAUGAAGAUACUGAGGAACAAACAAAGACGAUGUUUAUUAAAGAGAGUGAAAACGUGAGGACUGAAGAAACAUCCAGAGUGGAACAUGAAGAAACUGAGGAACAAACAGGUGCAAAGACAGGAACGGAAAAAACAUACAAAGGUAGACGACAGACAACAAAGUUGCCUAGUCAAAAGGAUUGCCAUACAUGCAAGGAAAAAAUUGGGGUAGCAAGAAAGAUGUGUCCACACUGCGGUGCCAAACAGCCUUAUAAGCAGAAGCUUGAGGAAAGAAAGAAAAAUCUUGCCCAAGAGUGGAAAGACCAGCAGAAAAACCCCAGCACUGUGAGCAAGGUGUAUGAAGCAACAGAACUACUGCUCCACAAGUGGGACCUUUUGGAAAGGUACCCAGUCCUCCUCCUUGCCAGGAAAACCAAUAAAGGUUUUUCAGCUGAGUGCUUCUGUCCAUGGCAAAUGAACUCAGAGGAGACUCAGGAUGCAUGUGUCACCAUAAAGAAGCAGUAUGAAAGUCUUCUUAAUGUGGUGAUCGCCGAUAAACUAGCAAGCAGCAAUGGCAAGACUCCAGCAACAAAUAUCACAAAGACAAAGAUUACACCAUUAGCAAAUGUCUGCCCUUCAGAACCAGCAUCAGAGUCUAAACCUCCGCUCACCCCUGAGUCUGAGCCUCUUACUCCUGUGUCUUCCUCCUCGGCUUCUCCUGUGCCCUCUUCUUUCCAUUCCACCCAGACAUCUGUUGUUUCCUGCACCACCUCCUUCACCCCUCCUGUGUCUUUAUCCGUUGUUCCUCCUCUGUCCUCCCUGACUCAUCCUGAUUUCAUCUCCUCUCAAUCCAGUCCUGUGUCUUCCUCCCUAAGUUCUGCCCUGCCUUCAGCUCCUACCCUUUCUACCUGUUCAAAACUCACUCCUGUGUCCACUGAGCAAGGCACUCCAGACUCACGAAGAAAAAAACCAACAAAGAGGAAAGAAAACACUUGUGAAUGCCCAAUGCAUAAAGACACAACCAGUUUCCCCUACAAAAAAAUCCUGAGGAAAAGAAUCAGGGAGGGCCAUGCGGAGGUGUUGGUGCAGUGGUAUCCUUGCUCUGGAUGUGGGGCAGAGUGGGAAAACUCAUGGGAACCAAAAGAAAACAUUGAAGAUUAAUACCAUCCCGAAGAUCUGUUUUCCAAUGUUUUGUUUGUUGCUGUUGUUUUUCUAUAUUUGGAGUUUUUCUAUAUAUAAAGUAGAUAAAAUGUUUUGAAAUAAA
Molecule: messenger RNA, 1570 nt
Organism: Megalobrama amblycephala (Wuchang bream)
Lineage: Eukaryota; Metazoa; Chordata; Actinopteri; Cypriniformes; Xenocyprididae
Exons: 9
Coding region: 181-1467 (428 amino acids)
Source: RefSeq, a predicted model, not a curated record